GCCGCGAACGCAGCCGCCAAGCUGAGUCUUCCGCAUUGGGUGCCCGGGAUGAGCCUCACCCGGAGAAAGGGCUUCUACAAGCAGGACGUCAACAAGACCGCCUGGGAGCUGCCCAAGACCUACGUGUCCCCGACGCACGUAGGCAGCGGGGCCUAUGGAGCCGUGUGCUCUGCCAUCGACAAGCGGUCAGGGGAGAAGGUAGCCAUCAAGAAGCUGAGUCGGCCCUUCCAGUCUGAGAUGUUUGCCAAGCGGGCCUAUCGGGAGCUGUUGCUGCUGAAACACAUGCAACAUGAGAACGUCAUUGGGCUCCUGGAUGUCUUCACCCCAGCCUCCUCCCUGCGCAACUUCCAUGACUUCUACCUGGUGAUGCCCUUCAUGCAGACGGAUCUGCAGAAGAUCAUGGGGAUGGAGUUCACCGAGGAAAAGAUUCAGUACCUGAUGUAUCAGACGCUCAAGGGUCUUAAGUACAUCCACUCAGCUGGAGUCAUCCACAGGGACCUGAAGCCAGGCAACCUAGCUGUGAAUGAGGACUGCGAAUUGAAGAUCCUGGAUUUUGGGCUGGCACGGCACGCGGACGCUGAGAUGACUGGCUAUGUGGUGACCCGCUGGUACCGGGCCCCUGAGGUGAUCCUCAGCUGGAUGCACUACAACCAGACUGUAGACAUCUGGUCUGUUGGUUGUAUCAUGGCAGAGAUGCUGACAGGGAAAACUCUGUUCAAGGGGAAAGACUACCUGGACCAGCUGACCCAGAUCCUGAAAGUGACCGGGGUGCCUGGCGCAGAGUUUGUGCAGAAGCUUAACGACAAGGCGGCCAAAUCCUACAUCCAGUCCCUGCCACAGAGUCCUAAGAAGGAUUUCUCUCAGCUCUUCCCACGUGCCAGCCCUCAGGCCAUAGACCUGCUUGAGAAGAUGCUGGAGCUGGAUGUUGACAAGCGCCUGACAGCCUCGCAGGCCCUCACCCACCCCUUCUUUGAACCCUUCCGGGACCCUGAGGAGGAGACGGAGGCCGAGCAGCCAUUUGAUGAAUCCUUAGAGCAUGAGAAGCUCACAGUGGAUGAAUGGAAGCAGCACAUCUACAAGGAGAUCGUGAACUUCAGCCCUAUCGCCCGCAAGGACUCACGGCGGCGGAGUGGCAUGAAGCUGCAGUGACUUGACAAGCCCGGGGACCGCCACCUGCCAGACACUGCCCCUAGGACCAAUAUUUAUUUGCCACUACUAAAGUCAACUCUUCCUGGAAUAUGGUCAUCCAAGGAGAAGACAGCAGGGCCCUUGUCCUUGAGAAGGAAAUAGGCCUAGUUGAUGUAGAAUUCAAAGAUGUUGGUUGGGAGAAGAGCUGUGAUCGUGAUGGGCCGCAUUAAAAGGCCCCUUUGGAGAAUCGCCUGUGUGUGGGGUCCUUUCCUUCACCACUGUAGUGGGGCUGAGAGGGGUGGGCUGAGCCAGGGCCGGGAUCUACAGCAAUGAUGGUGUAUUAAUUUCCAAGGACUGCUGUAUAAAUUACCACAAACUGGGUGGCUUAAAACAAGAGAAAUGUGUUUUCAGUUAGUUCUGAAAGUUAGAAGUCCAAAAUCAAGGUGUUAGCAGGCUACACUCCCUCGAAACACUCUAGGAGAAGACUCUUUCUUUGCUUCGUCUUAGUUUCUGGUGGCUCCUGGCAACCCUUAGCAUCCCUUGGCUUACAGCUGCAUCACUCCAGUCUCUGCCUCCAUCUCCACAUGCCACCUUCCCUGUGUCCUCUCCUUGUAAGGGCACCAGUCACUGGGGUUAAGUCCUGCUCUAUUCCAGUACUAUCUCGAGCCUUACUAAUUUUGCCUGCAAAGACCUCAUUUCCAAAUAAGGUCACGUUCCGAGGUUCUGAGU
Loxodonta africana (African savanna elephant) is the source of this 1857-nucleotide messenger RNA. RefSeq names its product mitogen-activated protein kinase 13 (gene MAPK13). NCBI's taxonomy places the organism in Eukaryota, Metazoa, Chordata, Mammalia, Proboscidea, Elephantidae. The transcript is spliced from 12 exons. Gene Ontology annotation, cellular component: nucleus; cytoplasm. The coding region runs from base 49 to 1149 and encodes 366 amino acids. The record is from RefSeq and is a predicted model, not a curated record. Gene Ontology annotation, biological process: protein phosphorylation; MAPK cascade. Gene Ontology annotation, molecular function: ATP binding; MAP kinase activity.